AAGCUUUCUGAGAAGCCUUUCCACAAGCUCAGCGCCUCCAUUCCAAGAUAAAGCUUCUUUGAACCGCACCGAGCUACAUCGCUCUCCGGGUUGAAUCAACUCUCAGUUCCCGUUAUGAACCCUCAAGGUGAUUCGGCCCAGGCUCCUCCCGCCACCGACGACUAUUACGACCUCGGAACAUAUCAACGCAUAAUUAGCACUCUCAGCCGGGACGCACAGAUCUGGUUCAACCGUGGCCUCAUCUGUAAGUUUCUUUUUGAAAGCCUCUAUCCAUACUUUAGUCUGCUUAAGAGACACACCCGUCUGGUACUCCGGAGACAUGUUUGAUAACUGUAUAUCUACUACUUAUAUUCUUCUCAGCAAGUAGACUGACACUAGGAUUUUCGUGCCUAGGGGGUUACGGAUUCAAUCAUGAGGAAGCUGUAACGUGUUUCCGCAAUGUGACACUGAAGGAUCCUACAUGCGCCAUGGCAUUUUGGGGCAUGGCGUAUGCACUGGGCCCUAACUACAAUAAACCUUGGGACUUUUUUCGGGGCGACCAGCUUGAUGCAUUGCUCUCUCAAGCACGUUGGGCGAUUGACAAGGCAAAAGAAAACUCGCCAUCAGCCUCACCUGUCGAGCGAGCAAUUAUCGGCACCCUCGAUCACAAAUACCCUCCGCACUCACGUCAGCUUGGUAGAGAGUUUUCCAUCUGGAACCAAGAGUACGCAGAUGCAAUGGAAUCCGUCUAUAAGAACUUUCCAGAUGAUCUUGAUGUGGUAACACUAUACGCAGAGUCGUUGAUGAAUCUCACUCCCUGGGAAUUAUGGGAAGUAAGGACAGGACAGCCUGCUCCCAAAGCUCGUACUUUAGAUGCAAAACGAGUUCUUGAACGAGCUCUGAAUCAGAACGGGGCUUUCGAACACCCUGGCAUUUUGCAUCUAUACAUCCACCUCAUGGAAAUGUCUGGAACACCCGAAGCUGCUCUUCCAGCGUCAGAUCACCUAGGUGACCUUGUACCAGAGGCAGGACAUCUUCGUCACAUGCCCUCCCAUAUUUACGUCCUAUGUGGUCAAUACAAGAAAGCCAUUGAUGCAAAUUCAGCCGCCAUCAUUGCAGAUGAAAAAUUUCGGGAUCGGAACGGGCCUUACAACUUCUACACACUCUACCGGUCUCAUGAUUAUCAUUUCCGAAUAUAUUCUGCCAUGUUUGCCGGUCAAUCACGGGUAGCCAUUGAUACUGCUGGGCAACUUGAGACUUGUAUUAUUGAGCUGUUAACUCGUGAGCCAGGGAGGGCCGAUAUGUUGGAGGCUUUUCUUAGCUCCCGUGUCCAUGUUCUGAUUCGAUUCGGUCGCUGGCAGGAAAUCCUGGACCUCAAAAUUCCGACUGACCAGGAGCUUUAUUGUAUGAGUACCGCAAUGACAUAUUACGGAAAGGGCGUUGCUCUCGCCGCUACAGGGAGGGUGCCAGAGGCAAUGAAGCAACAAGAACUUUUCAACCUGGCGGCCAAGAAAGUUGGACCUUCACGCACUCUAUUCAAUAAUAAGUGCAGUGAUAUCCUGGUCAUAGCAGGUGCGAUGCUCAAUGGCGAACUCGAGUAUCGGCGUGGAAACUUUGACAUUGCUUUUGAAUAUCUUCGGAAGUCCAUCUCUCUCGACGAUGCCCUUCCAUAUGAGGAACCCUGGGGUUGGAUGCAGCCCACCCGUCAUGCAUACGGCGCGCUUCUUCUAGAGCAAGGUCGGAAUGAAGAAGCUGCGGCUGUUUAUUCGGCUGACCUUGGAAUUGAUGAUACACUGCCGCGAACAUUUCGACACGCCAAAAAUGUUUGGUCUCUUCACGGUUAUCACGAGAGUUUGCUGAAACUUGGGCGUACGGCUAAAGCCAAAGCCAUUCAACCAGAGUUAUCAAAAGCGCUUGACCUAGCGGACGUUCCCAUAAAGUCAUCAUGCUUCUGCCGGCUAUGAAUGGUCAUAGUAGUUAGUUUGAUGAUAAUAUCUUGCUUUCGCUUAGCGAGACAUUCUAGACAGUGUCAUUUGAGUCUGUAGUAAUCUCAGUGUUUUCGACAAGUCGCGGGAUGCAAGAGGAAGUUGCUUCGGCAUUGGUAAUCCUCUACAGUACAGAUAUUCAAUCCUGGCUCCGGGA
This is a messenger RNA of Hymenoscyphus albidus, 2121 nucleotides long. The record is from the annotation of a GenBank genome assembly. NCBI's taxonomy places the organism in Eukaryota, Fungi, Ascomycota, Leotiomycetes, Helotiales, Helotiaceae.